Phyllostomus hastatus (greater spear-nosed bat) is the source of this 939-nucleotide messenger RNA. RefSeq names its product thioredoxin 2 (gene TXN2). The transcript has 5 exons. Gene Ontology annotation, molecular function: protein-disulfide reductase activity. The coding region runs from base 159 to 659 and encodes 166 amino acids. The record is from RefSeq and is a predicted model, not a curated record. Gene Ontology annotation, cellular component: mitochondrion. Gene Ontology annotation, biological process: cell redox homeostasis. NCBI's taxonomy places the organism in Eukaryota, Metazoa, Chordata, Mammalia, Chiroptera, Phyllostomidae.
CCGGGCCGACCCUCCAGUUGCAGAGAGACGCGCUCCAGGUCGCUUGUCCCCGGAAGUGACGAUAAGAUCCUCCUCUAAGGAAGUGACGCCAGAAGUGCCCUUGACAGGCGGGGCGGGGCGGGCCGGGCUGUGCAACCCUCCGCUCGCGCUACGGGGAGAUGGCUCAGCGACUUCUCCUGCGGAGGUUCCUGGCCUCCGUCACCUCCAGGAAGCCCCCUCAAGGUCGGUGGGCACCGCUCACCUCCAGGGCUCUGCAGCCCCUGCAAGGCAGUCCUGGUGAUGCGACAGUAACAGCCAGCCAAGCCCGGUCAUUAUACACCACCAGAGUCUGUACAACGACCUUUAACGUCCAGGAUGGCACUGACUUUCAAGACCGAGUUGUCAACAGUGAGACACCAGUGGUUGUGGAUUUUCAUGCACAGUGGUGUGGCCCCUGCAAGAUCCUGGGGCCACGGUUAGAGAAGGCGGUGGCCAAGCAGCAUGGGAAGGUGGUGAUGGCCAAGGUGGACAUUGACGACCACACAGACCUUGCCAUAGAGUAUGAGGUGUCGGCUGUGCCCACUGUGCUGGCCAUGAAGAAUGGGGACGUGGUGGACAAGUUUGUGGGCAUCAAGGAUGAGGACCAGCUGGAGGCCUUCCUGAAGAAGCUGAUCGGCUGAGCAGCAGGUCUGUAAUAAAGAACUUUAUGUGACCCUUUCUACCUCCCGCUGUGAAGAAAGGACCCGGGGCCCUGCACCACAUUAUGCUAGAGCCAGCCCCGCCCCCAGAGAGCCACCUCCCUUCUCUCCUCCCGGGCACCAGGGCGGCGAGCGCGCACUGGGCUGGACUCUGGAAGUCUGCGGAUGCCACCCUCCCUCUCCACUAGCGGGCCCUGUGGUUCUCUGAGCGGGAGGCUCCCUGUGAAGAGACCAGACCAAUAAAACCGGGGUUUGUGCCGUC